This is a messenger RNA of Motacilla alba alba, 5712 nucleotides long. RefSeq names its product signal sequence receptor subunit 1 (gene SSR1). The record is from RefSeq and is a predicted model, not a curated record. The coding region runs from base 188 to 1069 and encodes 293 amino acids. Lineage: Eukaryota; Metazoa; Chordata; Aves; Passeriformes; Motacillidae. The transcript is spliced from 9 exons. Gene Ontology annotation, cellular component: endoplasmic reticulum; endoplasmic reticulum membrane.
CGGAGGCGGAGCGGGGCGGGCGCGGCCCCGGAUGGAGCAGCGGGGGGAGGCGGCUCCAGCUGCCGCUCCAGCCCCAGCACUCGCCGCCGCCGCCGCCAUUUAGACAUCCCGCCGCGGCAGCCAGCGCUGGGACAGGGUGCGCGGGAGGGGUCUGGUCGCCGCGGCCGCCGCCAUCCUCAUCAUCGCCAUGAGCCGCCUGUCGCAGCUGCUGCUGCUCGCCCUGCUCGUCUUCCCCGCCGCGCUGCUGCUCGGGGGCGCCCGCGGCGGCCCAGGUUUAUUAGUUGCAGCUCAAGAUGCUACAGAAGAUGAGGAAGCUGUGGAAGAUACUAUAGUUGAAGAUGAGGAUGAUGAAGCUGAAGUUGAAGAAGAUGAGCCAACAGACUUGACAGAAGAAAAAGAGGAAGAAGACUUGUCCGGAGAACCUAAAGCCUCACCCAGUGCUGAUACAACCAUCUUAUUUGUGAAAGGAGAAGACUUUCCAGCAAACAACAUUGUAAAAUUUCUGGUGGGCUUCACCAAUAAGGGUACAGAGGAUUUCAUUGUUGAGUCUCUCGAUGCUUCUUUCCGGUACCCUCAAGACUACCAGUUUUACAUCCAGAACUUCACAGCUCUCUCUCUGAACACAGUAGUUCCACCACAGAGACAAGCCACGUUUGAGUACUCCUUCAUCCCUGCUGAGCCCAUGGGUGGCCGUCCUUUUGGUCUGGUUAUCAAUCUCAACUACAGAGAUGCAAGUGGCAACAUUUUUCAAGAUGCUGUCUUCAAUCAAACUGUUACAAUUAUUGAAAAAGAAGAUGGGCUGGAUGGAGAAACGAUCUUCAUGUACAUGUUCCUUGCUGGACUUGGUCUGCUGGUCAUUGUUGGCCUACAUCAGUUGCUAGAGUCUAGGAAGAGGAAAAGACCGGUACAGAAAGUAGAGAUGGGAACAUCAAAUCAGAAUGAUGUUGAUAUGAGCUGGAUUCCCCAAGAAACUUUAAAUCAAAUAAUGCAAAGUAGAAGAGAUAAAGCUUCACCAAGGAGGUUGCCCUACAAGAGGGCACAGAAGAGACCAGUGGGCUCUGAUGAGUAAUGUUAACUAGUGCAACAGUUGAACCUUUACUAAUUCUGCCUGUUUGGUUUUUUUGGAUUGGAGUAGUGCAGAGAACCCAUACCAUCAUAAGGAAAAUACUGCUAAACAUUUGGACUGAACAGAUUAACUGAAUGGUGUUAAUAUUACUGAAAAUGCACUUCUCUUUUAAUUUUUUUUUUAAAUUGUUGGGGGUCGGGGGAGGUAGCCAUUAAGAUUUGUGCCUGCGUGUGUAAGCGGUUGGUCUUAACAGAAACGUGUUACCUGAAAUGUGCCUUUAGAGUUCUUUGUAAUGCUGGCUUGUCAUCUGUACAUUGUCAUUGAAGGAUCUCUCUCCUCUCCCUAAUCUGAAUGUCUGGUGACUUUAAUCUGUCUUGAUUGUAUCAUAUCUGUAUCGGAACCUGAAUGCAAUUGUUCUUAUUCAGUCAGUAACGUUACUCUUUACAAGGUGCGCACACUGAUGUUUGUGUGUGUGGUCCUGUCUCAGUGGCCAGGCACUGAUCAUCUCAACUUCUGCAUAGUCUUCAUUCUAAAGGCACAAUUGGGUAUAGCUGCUUGUAGUGGUAGAUAUUUUGCUGCUGUUUUGAUCUGGGCAUGCAGUGACCUAAAAAUCUGAAUUUAGCUGCAUAGAUAUUAGGAAGACUCUUGCACAGCAGCAGAACUUGUGAAGCAUGGAAUUUGUGUGCUGAAUUGGUAUUACUACAUAAAUUUCUUUUUUAUACCCAGUUUGUUAAAUGGUUAGUUAUUGAAUUGUGCCAGCAUCUUAGGUAUUCAGAUUAUAGUGGUAGUUCUGCAAUGUUUACUCAAGAAACUGUUGAAUAAGCCAGAACAACUUUUCAGUCAGUUCUUGGUUCUUUCUCAUAAGAAUUAGAAUGUCAUGUGUAUCAAAAAGCCAAUUUAUUUUUUUUUAAGCUUUACAAGGAUUUGCUGUACACACUUGAAACUGAAUUUGAAAAACAGUUGGAUUCAAAUAAUUAUUUUUAUUGGCAAACUAAUUAAUUCACCAUUUACAGUUUUUAAAUCUGAGACAUCUUUACACUGGUCAGUGCAUUGGUCUGAGGUUUUUUUCACCUAGUCUUUCUUAACUAGUAACACAGAUGUGUAUUCAUCACUAGCUGCCUGUUGGUUCAGUAAUCAAGCAGAAAAGCUGUGUGCAGAAUCAAAGCAAGAUUUCCUUUUGUGGCUUACAUGAUUACCAGGUACUGAGGUAUUGAUCCACAUCCACUGUGUUCAGGAAUUAACUGACAGGGAAAAGAGCCAGUAUUCAGAACAUCAGUUUGCUUGGGCAAGGCUUGAACUGUUUGCAUCUCAGCUGCCUCGCUCCCUAUGUCUGACUGUUAUGUGAACGCUUGUUGAAUUCGGGAAGAGGCAUAGAUUUGGGGCCUCUGUUGUCUUCUUUUCCUCCCUUUUCUCGUCCCCACCUGUGAAAAUGCCCUUUUAGUUCCAAACUUGGUCUUCAGGGACUGAACUUCUGAGCCAGUGAAUGCUGAGUGAUCCUUCCAAAUCCUGCCACAGUGUGUUUGAAGCAUCUAGGCUCUGAAUCUACCUGUGCUGGCACUAUUUUGUUACAUACUUUGCCAGAAUGAACUUCGUUAUUGACUCAUCCUGCUGUGGAGAAGAUGCUUUGUUCUACUUCCUGAAAAUACAGCUAGUCCAGGCAGCAUAUGCAGUUAAGGUUGCUUAAUUGUCAUUCAGAUAAUUUAGGAAACAGUUGAAUGUUGCCCUCGUAAGGGGUAUCUCCCCUCAAACUGUGUGGAAGAGCUUUUUUUGCCUUUAGUGAUAUAAUCUGGCUGGUUCUGUGGUAGAUUUGCAGGCUUGUAUUCCAGCUUGCAUUGAGUCAACAGAGUGUUGAUGGGUUAAAUGCUUCCUAUGCUAAAGCCCCAUAGUGAUUGCAGCACCUGAUGCACUGAACUUGGAAGUUCCCUCUCUUGGAUUGUGUCUCUAACCUGACAUCCAGAGGGGCUUUUUUCAUCCUAUUGUAAUAGGUCAUCUUGAACUCUGUAGUCUUAAUUCUUCCUGGGAUUUAAAGGUACUCUUUGAGGGGGUGGUGAUGAUACAGUGGUAUGCCAGGAAAAAAGACAAAGGAUCAGAACAGAGGAUAUUCAUUUGUAAUAUCCUAGUUUUAUUGCUGCAAAUAAGAAGGCUGAGCUCUCUUCUCUGCAGUCAGUGGCUGACUUCCAAAUGCUUAAGCAUGAAAGAAGAGAGAAGGCAGCUUGCACUGGAACCAGCAGUGGGAAAGUCCAGGUGUACCAAGGCUGUUUUUCUGAUGAUACAACUUGGCAUUCACUGUAGAUGGUUCAUAGUGACUUUCUUAGCCAGAAGCAGUUCAUAAGAGCAGGGGCCAGUAGACCACUGCUGCUCAUGAUGAAUGUCAUAACAUUUUUUAAUUACUUGUUUCUCAUUAAUUUGCUGUAGUUGAAAUUUAGCCAUAACAUUCCAGCAUGCAGUGGUAACUGAACUUUGGCAUCUCUAGUACUAUUUCUAGUGAAUAAGCCUGUCUAUUACACUCAGUUUUCUUAAAUUGGGGACGUAGAGUUGUUGCUUUAUCCUAUCGGUUAUAAACUUUUAUUUUGGUACUUGAAUUUUAUACUCGAUUUUUAAACAGGGAUAGCUUAGUGUCACAGGUAUGUUGCUGGAUAUAAUUAUUAUUCUCAGCUGAGUAAGGUGUAGUUUUGCUAUUUAAAGAUAAGACGGCAGCAAUUCUGCCUGUCUAUGCCACCCAUUUCCAUUUGGCAGCACAAGCAUCUGUAUAAUCCAGCGUUCUUACCAGUUCUCAGCCAGCUUACUGCACUGCCACACAGCUGCUCCUGGGGGGUUCUCAGAAGAGUGACAAUUGCGAAGGAAGCUGUGGGCUAGGGUUUCUUUAUUAGUAAAAGAUCCUAAAAUGGAUUUUAGAGAGCAAAUGAACUGUGGGCUUAGAGUGAAGGACCUCUGUGAAUUCCUUUCUCACAGCUCCUUAACUUACUCAAAAAAUUGUGAAGACCUAACAGUUCUGCACUUGGGGUAGGAAAAACAGCUUUAGAGUUCACAUCUACAGAGGCAGCAAAGCAUUAAUUUAGGCUACCCUUGAACUGCAUGUGAUACCUGUAGCCCUCUGUAUGCUGUCUGCUUUCUGGCAGUGGUUAAUUUUUUUUCCCCAGUAUCCUUCAAUCAGAGAAAGAAGAGUGGCUGCUGUCAGACUCAAGGAUUGAAGUUCAUUCUCCACAUACAAAAUGAUUAAGUUGUAGGCUGUGGAGCUGGAUAGAGCAGAGUAGAGAUGGCAGUGCUUCUGCUUGUUCUAAAACAUUUAUGCUUAACGUCUUCCUUAGCUUGGAAAAGGUGUAAUCAAAAGUAUCAUUUACUGGUUAUUCCUAGAAUGCAUGGUGCUAAACAAAAUGUUGCAGGUGAGAGCUCCGAAUCCAGGGAAGCCAAAUUCUAAAGUAGACUGCUUGUCCUGUUUUUCAGUGUGCUUGAUGUACUGAGCAGUAGAGAGUCUGUUCUCUUUUCUUCUCCAAAGGAAGGACAGUACCUACCUCAUAGGAGUGACAUAAGGGCUGUUUCAAGAGUGUUUUGAAGUUAUUUGGGACUUGCACAAUACACUUCCAUGGAGAUAGUAAGACACAGCACUAGUGUAAAUGGUUGGCAACUGUACACAUAGAUCCAUACUGUACUAAUUUAAUCCCCUCACUGACCAGAAUUUAGCAGCUUUACACUUUGACAUUUCUAAAAUACGCAGAGGAGUUGCAGUUAACAUACAGAGGAGAGCAAAGCCAGAAAGAUCUCUUAGUUUCUGCAAAAAUUUAUAGGUGAGCUAAGUAAUAUUCUUCUGAUAUUUUUCCACUUAACCUCUAAAUUUUCCCAGGGAUUUUUUCUAAUCAGUUGAUACAGAUGAUUGUUUAUGUAGCUACAAUCAACAGUCAAUUUAAGAAUGACUGAUUGUUUUGGAUGAUUAAGUUCAGGUGAUGUACUGCAACUGAAGUGUUAAAUUAUCAUUUAAUUUCUUACCUGCUGACUUGCAUUUAUAAGUGAGAUCAGAUCUCUUGAAAACAGCUGCAGGUUUUUUGUAAAGUAUACUUGAUUUUUUUUUCUUAGCAUUGUGUAGCUUUUUUUUUUUUUAAUAAAGCAUGAGUAUGGCACCAAAAAAAGGCCUUUUCCUUGAUAAGCAAUCGGUAGUAGCAAAUGUGCAAAGUGUGGAAACAUGCCAUUCUUAAAAAUCUGCCUUUCUACCUGUGUAAUUGGAAUGGAAAUAAUAUUGAGCAAGUAUUCUGUGAUGUUUUGGACAAUGGACUAAUAAUUAAGAUUAGAAUUCUUUUAAAGGAGGGCCCUGGGAAAAUGUUCAGUAAAUUCCUGAAUUCUGAUGGGUUAAAAGGGACACAUAGAGCCCUGCAUUUCUAGAAGGAAUAACCUCAUGUUAAACCAUAGGCAGCAUAAAAAGGAUCUGUUAAGAUGCUUAAAGGUUGCUGAAGCACAAGGCCAAAUCCUUCCAGUUUUUACGUGCAUGCUGUUGUGUGAGCAAGCAAAUGCUCACAUUCCAUGUAGUUACUCUGAAAAUAGCAGUUCCAGCAGGUGUUCUGCAUCCAAACAGAAGAAGGUAAGACUUGUUGGGGAAAAAAAGCCAACAAAAAACAAGAAAAGGUUUAAAAAUAAAGAAUGCUGGGACGCCUGUA